Messenger RNA from Blumeria graminis f. sp. triticale, 1638 nucleotides. Lineage: Eukaryota; Fungi; Ascomycota; Leotiomycetes; Helotiales; Erysiphaceae. The record is from the annotation of a GenBank genome assembly.
AUGUCGAUGAUUACAGCUACAGUCUGGGUACCUCGUGGUGUUGCAGCCUCAUUUCCGAAAAAAAACGAGUUCGAUGAGGAAGAGUUUCGUCGCAUUGCAAAACUCGCAAAGCUUCAGUUAAAAGAGGCAAAUGAUGAUUUAGAAGAUGCCCAGAAAAGCGACGCGAUACGAUUAGAUAGCAAAGAUAACGGAGCUUUUGCGAUAGAAGAGGCGACGAGUAAAAAAAUACAAUCAACAGAUGAGCAUGACGAUGAUUUACGGGAAUACGAUUUGGAGCACUAUGAUGACGAUUUAUUAGAUGAAAAAGAUGAUGAAGGGGGUAGUAUGGGUAUCUUCAGCAAUUUUAAGUCUCUUGUCUACCAUCAAUCAAAUAAAGAUGAUCCAUAUAUUACCAUGCAUGACAACGAGGAAGAUGACGAGGAACGAGAAGAACUUCAGAUUUUAGCGACAGAUAAUCUUCUUCUCACUGCAAAGGUUGAAGAUGAGAUAUCGCAUCUAGAGAUAUAUGUUUAUGAAGACGAAGCAGACAACCUCUAUGUUCAUCAUGAUAUUAUGCUUCCCGCCAUCCCACUCUGCGUAGAGCGUCUAGACUUUGCUGUCGGGAAACAGACAAUAGAUCAAACAGCUAUUUCAAAUUUUGUGGCUGUAGGAACCUUUGAUCCUGAUAUAGAGAUAUGGGAUUUGGACACAAUAGAUUGCAUGUAUCCAAAUGCCAUACUUGGACAAGGUGGGGAUAUGCCAAAUUCAGAUUCUGAAAGCCAUCUAAAAAAGAGAAAGAAAAAAUCCAAGAAAUCCAACGAUAAAUAUCAUGUGGAUUCAGUUUUGGCACUAGCGUCCAACCGUCAACACCGAAACCUACUGGCUUCGGCAUCAGCCGAUAAAACAGUUAAAUUAUGGGACCUUAACACGGCGAAGUGUGCCAAAUCGUAUAGUCAACACUCAGAUAAGGUCUGCUCUCUACAAUGGCACCCAAGUGAAUCUACUAUCCUACUAAGUGGCAGUUAUGACAGAACCGUUGUAGCUGCAGAUAUGCGGGCACCUGAGUCAAAAGCCCCCACAUGGGGGGUUGAGAGUGAUGUUGAGAUGGUUAAGUGGGAUCCUCAUAACUCAAACUUCUUUUUCAUAGCGACAGAAGGAGGUAUGGUUCAUUAUCAUGAUAUACGAAACGCACCGAUGAGUCCAGCCAACAGCAAGCCAACAUGGAUCUUGCAAGCUCAUGAUUCUUCGGUAUCCGCAUUUGAUGUUAAUCCAAUAAUAUCUGGUUUUAUAAGCACUGGUUCCACUGAUAGAUUAGUAAAACUGUGGAAUAUUCUUCCAUCGGGCCCUUCGAUGGUUGUAUCGCGUGAUCUUGACGUUGGAAAAGUAUUUUCGGCGAAUUUUGCUCCUGACAAAGAAGUCGGCUUUAGGCUUGCAGUUGCUGGGAGCAAAGGCACAGUACAAAUAUGGGAUACCUCAACCAACCCAGCGGUCCGAAAAGCGUUCGUUGAUAGGAUUUGUAUAGACAUAGAUGAAAGAAAGGAAAGACUUGUCGGCGUUCAGGCUGAUAGUAGCGAUGAGUCAGACGAUGAAGUAGGCCAAAAUAGCAUUCAGCAUGAGGGAGAUACUGAACAGGGUUGGGAGUCAAUGGAUGAGAAUUAA